AAUCCUAAUUCAUGAUUGGCAAAUAAUUUUCCUUCUACCUAGGCUGUACUGAAUAUAGAUGAAAACUUCGGGUCAGCCUAAACCGCAAAGUGCAGGUUACUUACUAAUAUUUUAAGAUAUGCGUCCAUCGGAUUCGCUCUCAUGACUUUUUAAUAAGUGCAAAGGUGAUACUAGUAUGAUUUACGUAAUAGCUAACUAACAAAAGAUGUCAUCCAUGAUUCAUUGUUAAAAAAUUAUAUUCCCUGUUGAGCGAAGAAGUUUUAGUUGAGAUCACUGCUGAAAAUUAUACCGCGUAUUUAUCAAACUGAAAUCAUCCUGACAAGUUAUUAACUCAAAGGAUUCGCCAGACAUCGCGCUUCGUCACCGAUUGUCUCAACAUGUCAAGAGCAAAUAUAUUCUUCGCUAUCAUGGCCGUCAUUUGCUUUUUAUUAAAAAGUGGGAUUGGCUUCCUUGUUACGGUUCACACCCAAACCGGAUGUAACGCAACUCUAAUCUGCAAUCAGUCUGGGGACGUUAGGUGGAUGAAAACAGAAAAUUCACAGGAAAUUAAAGACCCAAGAUUCGUCGCUAGAAAGUAUUCAUUUUUUUCAACUUUAUCGAUCGUCGACGUCACCAAAAACGAUGGUGGGAAAAUAACUUGCGUUGCAGAGGGAACUAACAUCACUAUAAGCUUGGAAGUUUGCCACGAUAACAAUCCAACAAGACAAUGUGAGAGCAGCAUUACGAGCAGUGCAAGUUGUUCAGAUCCCUAUUUACAAGAAGAAUGUAAGAAAUCCUGUAAACUUUGUCCAGAGCCAAAUUGCACAGAGGCAAUUCUGCCUACAACAGCGCCACCUACAACUACAGCGCCACCUACAACUACAGCACCACCAACAAUGACCGAAACACCCACGACCCAAGAGGAGGAGGAAGACCGGGUCUUCAACGGUGGAGUUAAUUUAAGCUCCGGUUUCCAUGAUCUUUUACUCCUCGCAUCCAUUCUCUUUGUUAUGAUGUCAUUACUGUUCUCAAGUCUGUGAAUUCACUGAAAAAGUAGCGUACAGCGCUCAGUUUUCAGAAUUUUUGCAUGUGAUUCCCAGAUGAGUACUUUACCUACAAGUACUUCAUUUCACAAGCUUCUCUUAUUUUGCGUUAUUCCUUCCUUUCUCUUUUUUUAUUUUAGAAAAUUUACAACAUUACGAUAGCAAUUCAACUUUUUUGUAGUUUUACAAGGUUUAGGUAUGGUUGCAAGGUCUCAACUGUUUUAGGAAAUUAUAAGUAUAGGUGCAUCAAAGUGUUGCAAUCAAAGCUACAGCUAACUUACGACCUGUUUAGAAUAACUCGAAUGUAAUUAGGUACUGCAUUGUAAGUAGUUUUGGCGUUGUAUUGGAAUAAUUGAAAGAUCAAUACCAAAUGAAUAGAAGUGUUGUUUUUUAAAAGGAUAACGCUUUUAUCUCAUGUCAGUGUCGUUAGCUCACAAAAUAUGUUUGAAAAUUGGACGCAUUCUAAAGCUCUUCCAUUUCUUAUUACUAGAUGCAUUUGCCCGUGUACUUGGGCGCUCGUAAUUGUAACAUGUAGGCAUGUACAGUCUUCAAACAGUUAUCACACUUACGAAUUCAAAGCCCCUCUUAAAUGAUACACUUGUACAGUUGCUAAGGUAAGGGAACUCUGACUUGAAUUGACGAUUUCAUGAUGUCAAUUCCGUUUGUCUGCAAAAAUUUUAAAGUAGUUUAAAAGGGGCAGGAUGUUGGAUAUUUGUACUGCUUUGAGAUGUAGCUGCAAUAAAUUGUGUUUUGU
Molecule: messenger RNA, 1776 nt
Organism: Pocillopora verrucosa
Lineage: Eukaryota; Metazoa; Cnidaria; Anthozoa; Scleractinia; Pocilloporidae
Source: RefSeq, a predicted model, not a curated record